This is a messenger RNA of Syngnathoides biaculeatus (alligator pipefish), 1641 nucleotides long. RefSeq names its product regulator of G-protein signaling 2-like. NCBI's taxonomy places the organism in Eukaryota, Metazoa, Chordata, Actinopteri, Syngnathiformes, Syngnathidae. The transcript has 5 exons. The record is from RefSeq and is a predicted model, not a curated record. The coding region runs from base 229 to 765 and encodes 178 amino acids.
GCUGAGGGAGAAGCGUGAUGUCUUGACUCCACUUUUCCUGCGCCUUCUGUCAUUUCACAGAGCGAUGAAGUUGUGAGGAUCUGAAUUUGUUUGGGCUUGCUGUUGUCAUUUUAUUUAAUUUUAUUUUUUUACUGAAAAUGUAUUAUUUCAUAAAUUCAAUACCUUUAUGCGAAAAGGUAUAAUCAGCAUCUUCAAAUAAAGAAGAGGAUGUGAAUUGUAUUUUUCACAAUGGAUGGAUUUUGUAAAACAUCUCUGGAUCUUCAGAGCCCAAAGAGAAAGCACUAUUUAUGGAAAACCAAAAUACACGUCUUCAUUCAGAAUCCUGCACCGUGGGCUAAAAUCAACAGCGCAAGUGAAAAAAGGCCAGUGGCAGAAUCUCUUGAAGUACUUCUUUCCCAUAAAGGUGGACAAUCAGCCUUUCGGGACUUUCUAAAGUCCGAAUUCUGUGAGGAAAACUUGGACUUCUGGCUGGCCUGUCAAGAGUUCAAAACCGUGGACAGAAAGGAUGAGCGGAAACAGAGAGCGUUGCACAUCUAUGAAGAAUUCAUCGGUACCGAAUCUCCUUCACAGGUAAAUCUGGAUUUUUACACAAAAAAUGUCAUCAGACAAAAUCUGGAUCAGCCGGCUCCGUCCUGCUUUGUUGUGGCGCAAAAGAAAAUCUUCAGUCUGAUGGAGAACGGCUCCUUCCCUCGCUUCAUUCAGUCGAAACACUUUCAAGACGUCUUGAAAUGCACUUCCAAGCGAGCCGGCGCCAGAAGGCUUUGAGCACCGAGAGCUCUCGAAGCGUCCGCGCUAAUCAGACGGAUGCAAAGUUGUCAACGGACUCGAAGGACUGCCACUCGGCGUGUUUCUACGCAACGACGCAGAGAGCUCGUUGCGGUGGACAUAUCGCGCCGCUUACUUUGUAUAAAUUGAUCCUGUGGGGACGUAUCAAACACAGUGCGCCAUCCAUUCAUCCGUUUUUUGUCACGCUUAUCCUCACUGGGGUGUGCUGAUACGGAUCCCAGCUGACUUCGGGUGAGAGGUUGUGCAAGCAAACAACCAUGCACACCGCACCGUAAGGGCAAAUUAGAAUCUUCAACCAACCUAACGACACGCUUGUUUUGGGAAAACCAAGGUAAACCGGAAAAUACCGGCACAAGCAAAGGAAGAACAGGAAAACGCCAUACGGGAAGGCCGCAGCCUGCAUUUUUUCCAACUUUUAACCUGGUGUGCCUCUAUGUGUGGGAUGCAACGCUUGAAUGAAUGUCGUAUUCGUGAUUUUCAAAGGUAAACACGAGCAUCUUUUUGCAGCAAGCUGUAAAGUGUUGCAUUCCUACCUUGUUGAUCAUUGUUGUGAGAGCAUUAUCGGUGUCUUUUCAUGUAUUACUACCGGGCACAGUCCGCGUAUCCACAGAAAACCAUCGAGCGUAGCUGCAUUUCGAAAAGAUUGACCACCCCUGUCCAGAAGACGAUCGUGGGAGGAAGCCCAACUACCCUAAGAAAACCCAAACAUGCAAGGAGAGAAAAUCCAAACUGUACACAGUCCACAUAAAAUAUUCCAACCCGGAACUUUCUGGAUGUGAGGGGAUGAUAAACAUCCCCCAUCUAUAUAUAUAGAUAUAUAUAUCUAUACAUAUGUAUUUUACACCAUUUUUUAAA